CCAAAAUCCAAGGAAAACCAAUCCCUUCCUUAACCUUCACGCAUCCAUUACAUUUCUCUCUUUCUCUCGCUCUCUCUCUCUCUCCAUAAAAACUCUUUGCUUUUCAAUCAAUAUCUCUGCAUUCUAUGCAUUUAUUUAUAGCCCUCACAACACCCUCUCAUUGGCUGCUCAUUGAUUCUAAAUCCACAAAACUCUCUCACUCACUCAACUUACCCCUUCCAAUUUCCACUCCAUGCACCACAACAACACACUUUCUCGAGAAAACACGGGAAAAAACAGAGCUUUACACAGAGAAAACACAGGGGAGUUAAAAGAAAACAGAGGAGGCUUUUCUUUUCUCUUACAUUACUUUCUUUCCUUUCCUUUUCUUUCCUUUUUCUUGGGUGGUUCUUCCACAUGAAUUCUUGCAAAGAAAAAGUGGGUAAUCAACAGAAACAAGUUUGGAUUCAAGGACCUAUCAUAGUAGGCGCUGGACCAUCUGGUCUAGCAGUCUCGGCUUGUCUCAAGAACAAUGAUGUACCUUCUUUGAUUCUCGAAAGAUGUGAUUGUUUAGCUUCUUUAUGGCAACAAAGAACCUAUGAUCGUCUCAAACUUCACCUCCCCAAACAGUUCUGUGAGCUUCCCCUGUUUGGUUUCCCAGAAAAUUUCCCCAAAUACCCAACUAAACGCCAGUUCAUAUCGUACGUAGAGUCAUAUGCUGAACACUUUUCAAUUGCUCCAAUGUUCAAUCAAGAAGUGGAGAGAGCUGAGUUUGAUCAUGGAAAUGGGGUUUGGAGAGUUCAAACUCAAGAUUGUGAGUAUAUUUCAAGGUGGUUGAUCGUCGCCACGGGCGAAAAUGCCGAGCCUAGUGUACCUGAAAUUCAGGGGAUUGAGAGGUUUGAAGGGACUAUGGUGCAUACAAGUUUGUAUAAGUCUGGUUCUGAAUUUACAAACCAGAGGGUAUUGGUUGUUGGGUGUGGAAAUUCUGGUAUGGAGGUUAGUUUGGACCUGUGUAGGCACAAAGCAAGCCCACAUGUGGUGGUUAGAAGCACUGUUCAUAUUUUGCCUAGGGAGAUGUUUGGGUUCUCAACAUUUGGAAUAGCAAUGGCACUUCUUAAAUGGCUACCUCUAAGACUAGUAGACAAGUUCCUCCUACUUGUGGCCAGCUUCACCUUAGGCAACACAGACAAGUUGGGCCUCCGGCGGCCCAAAACCGGCCCCAUUGAGCUAAAAAAUGCCACUGGAAAAACCCCGGUGCUCGACGUUGGAGCAUUGUCACAAAUAAAAUCCGGUAAAAUCAAGGUGAUAGAAGGUGGAGUGAGAGAGAUAACAAGAAAUGGAGCUAAGUUCAUGGAUGGACAAGAGAGAGAGUUUGAUUCUAUAAUCUUAGCAACUGGGUACAAGAGCAAUGUGCCUUGUUGGCUCAAGGGUAGUGAUUUCUUUACAGAAGAAGGGAUGCCCAAAACACCAUUUCCAAGGAGUUGGAAAGGAGAGAAUGGAUUGUACACAGUUGGGUUCACAAGAAGAGGACUACUUGGCACUGCAUCAGACUCCUUCAACAUUGCUAGAGACAUUGCUGAUCAGUGGAGUAGAAUCAAGGACUGCAAUAACAUUUCUUGUUCCCAAAUUACCCUCCAAAGAUUGAGAAAAGAAAACUAUUGGAAAUAACAGAGAAUCUAUAUAUGUAUGUAUGCAUAUGUAGGGUUAUUUUCAGAGGGUUUAUAGUAUAUUAUGGGCCUUUUUUUUUCUUUUUUUUUUUAACUUGUUUUUCUCCACUAAGCAGAACCUCUGUUUUGAUUUUCACCUUCUUGUUCUUUCUGUUUUUUUUUUUUUUUUUUUUUUUUUUUUUUUUUUUUUUGUCUCAGUUGUAAAUCAAUCAAUUUUGCAUGGAGGUCUGCCUAACCUUCUCUUAUGCAGUAAUGGUUCUUAGCCUUGUAUUAUACAAUUCUUGAAUAGAAUAUUGUCUCUUGGUAUUCCACUUUCAAGAUGUGGAACAUAUAUUUUUAGGUGAAUUGC
This is a messenger RNA of Camellia sinensis, 1995 nucleotides long. RefSeq names its product Flavin-binding monooxygenase family protein (gene YUC4). Gene Ontology annotation, biological process: auxin biosynthetic process. Gene Ontology annotation, molecular function: monooxygenase activity; flavin adenine dinucleotide binding. The record is from RefSeq and is a predicted model, not a curated record. NCBI's taxonomy places the organism in Eukaryota, Viridiplantae, Streptophyta, Magnoliopsida, Ericales, Theaceae.